AUGUCUCCCGGUGAUCCCCAGGCCGCCCGGGCCAAAGGCCUGGUUGGGAAGCCUUUAUUGUACUUUACAAGUGUUUUUGUGUCUCUGGGCGUAUUUUUGUUCGGUUAUGAUCAGGGCGUUAUGUCUGGCAUUAUCACCGGCCCUUUCUUCAGGGACUACUUCAAUCAGCCUGGCCCUGCAGAGGUCGGGACUAUGGUCGCCAUCCUUGAAAUAGGUGCUCUCAUCUCUUCGCUCUGUGUUGGGCGCAUAGGCGACAUCAUUGGUCGCCGACGGACCAUUCUGUAUGGGUCAAUGAUCUUCUUUGUUGGCGGCAUGUGCCAGUCCCUCUCCAACGGUAUGCCAAUGAUGAUGGUAGGAAGAUUGAUUGCUGGGUUGGGCGUCGGUGCCCUUUCGACCAUCGUCCCAGUCUAUCAAUCCGAAAUUAGUCCUCCCCAUAAUAGAGGCAAGUUGGCGUGCAUAGAAUUCACGGGCAACAUUACAGGCUAUGCUGCGAGUGUUUGGGUCGACUACUUCUGCAGUUACAUCGAGAAUGAUCGUUCCUGGCGGAUUCCCUUAUUGAUGCAGUGUAUCAUGGGGGCAUUCCUCGGAUUUGGAAGCUUGGUUAUCUGUGAAUCCCCGAGGUGGCUCCUCGAUAAUGACCACGACGAAGAGGGAAUCAUCGUCAUAGCCAAUCUCUACGGCAAAGGUGAUAUUCACAAUCCCAAAGCUCGCCAGGAGUACCGUGAAAUCAAGAUGAACGUCCUCCUGCAACGUCAGGAAGGCGAACGGUCGUACAGUGAUAUGUUCAAACGAUACUAUAAGCGGGUCUUCAUCGCCAUGUCGGCCCAGGCCUUUGCUCAGCUGAACGGCAUCAAUGUCAUCUCCUACUACGCGCCUCUUGUCUUUGAGUCGGCUGGAUGGGUGGGGCGAGACGCUAUCCUGAUGACCGGCAUCAAUGCUAUUUCGUACCUGUUGUCUACAGUUCCCCCAUGGUAUCUGGUGGAUCGCUGGGGACGACGACCGAUCCUUCUGUCUGGUGCGGUGGCCAUGAUCAUCUCGUUAUCGCUGAUAUCGUACUUCAUCUUUAUCGAUAUUCGGUGGACGCCCGCAUUGGUUGUCAUCUUCGUCAUGAUCUACAAUGCUGCUUUCGGGGCCAGCUGGGGACCGAUCCCGUGGUUGUAUCCUCCAGAAAUCUUGCCCCUGAGCAUUCGGGCAAAGGGGGCCAGUUUGAGUACUGCCAGCAAUUGGGCUUUCAAUUUUGUGGUCGGAGAGCUCACACCUGUGCUCCAAGGAGCUAUCAAGUGGAGAUUGUAUCUCCUCCACGCCUUCUUCUGCGCGGUUAGCUUCGUCCUUGUGUAUUUCGUCUACCCGGAGACAGCCAACGUUCGACUUGAAGACAUGAAUGCCCUGUUCGGGGAUGCUACCACGACCAUGCCCACGCCGGCGACGCACGCCGAGCGAGGAUCUAUCGCGGGACUUGGCUCACCUUCCUCGAUCGAUAUCAGAGGUGGUACCUCUCAUCAACCUGGGGUCUUCUCGGCCAACGACGCGAUCCCCGGCCUAGACAUUGACCCUCCCGACGUCCAACUCAAUGCUAAUGGCAGACCCCAAAUAAGUGGACAGAACAGCGAAGGUUUCGGCAGCUGGAUCGGGCGCAUGGUCUCGCGGCCACGACAGGAUAGCAACGCCAGAGGGCAGUAUGGAAAGGUCGGCCAGGACGAAGACUAA
Molecule: messenger RNA, 1707 nt
Organism: Capronia coronata CBS 617.96
Lineage: Eukaryota; Fungi; Ascomycota; Eurotiomycetes; Chaetothyriales; Herpotrichiellaceae
Exons: 5
Coding region: 1-1707 (568 amino acids)
Biological process (GO): transmembrane transport; carbohydrate transport
Cellular component (GO): membrane
Molecular function (GO): carbohydrate:proton symporter activity
Source: RefSeq, a predicted model, not a curated record